Messenger RNA from Sinocyclocheilus anshuiensis, 1539 nucleotides. Its product is annotated as mitogen-activated protein kinase 13-like. NCBI's taxonomy places the organism in Eukaryota, Metazoa, Chordata, Actinopteri, Cypriniformes, Cyprinidae. Bases 1 to 1086 code for a protein of 361 amino acids. The transcript is spliced from 13 exons. Gene Ontology annotation, molecular function: MAP kinase activity; ATP binding. Gene Ontology annotation, biological process: protein phosphorylation. The record is from RefSeq and is a predicted model, not a curated record.
AUGGCGGAAUACCCUGUGAAGUCUACUUCGCAGUCCACUUACGGUCGAAUGGAACGCACCUUUAGUCAUGAUAUGAUAUAUCCCAGCAGCUUUGACAUUUCCUGUUCAUGCUCGGCCAUUAAUAAUAAAUCCAAAGAGAAGGUGGCUAUCAAGAAGCUGCACCGACCCUUUCAGUCAGAGAUCUUCGCGAAGAGAGCCUAUCGUGAACUGAGGCUGCUCAAGCAUAUGAAACAUGAAAAUGUAAUAGGCUUGCUAGACGUCUUCACUCCUGCCUCCAGACUGGACGACUUCCAAGACUUCUACCUGGUGAUGCCGUACAUGUACACAGACCUCUCUAAAGUCAAGGGCAUCCUUACAGAAGACCGUAUCCAGUUCCUGGUCUAUCAAAUGCUGUGCGGACUAAAGUACAUUCAUGGUGCUGGCAUCAUUCACAGAGACCUCAAACCAGGAAACCUGGCUGUGAACCAAGACUGUGAGCUGAAGAUCCUGGAUUUUGGCCUGGCGCGCCAUGCAGAAGCAGAGAUGACAGGUUACGUAGUGACGAGGUGGUACCGGGCCCCUGAGGUCAUUCUAAACUGGAUGCACUACACGCAGACAGUGGAUAUCUGGUCUGUUGGGUGCAUCAUGGGUGAAAUGUUCAAUGGAAAAACACUCUUUAAAGGAAAAGACUACAUGGACCAGUUGAUUCAGAUAAUGAAAGUUACAGGGACACCAGGUCCAGAAUUUAUUGAGAAACUAGAAAGCCCAGAGGCAAAAAGCUAUGUCAAAUCCCUGCCCCACUACCCACGCAAAGACUUCUCGACAUUGUUUCCCAGAGCCAGUGAAAAAGCGGUAGAUCUGCUUGAGAAGAUGCUGGUGUUAGAUGCUGAUGCUCGUCUCACUGCUGAUGGUGCACUGGCACACAGUUAUUUUGAUGGCCUGAGAGACCCAGAGGACUGCCCAGAGCCCACGCCGUACGAUGACCGCUACGACAACGCCACAUUGCCCUUAGAAGAGUGGAAACGUUUAUCGUUUAAAGAAGUGAGGAGCUUUGUUCCUUUCCCAAGAAGAGACUCAAAGAGAAGAAACACACUCACAAUGUCCUAGUGAUAGUGGGUCUGACAUUAUAUUGCAAUUAUGCCAUUUAGUUUCCGCCUAUGAACAAUUUAGAAUUGUUUAUUGACUCCUAAAAAGUAUAUGAAUAGCAGUAUUUUGUAUAAUAACUGACUUCUUAAGGAAUAUGUGGUAUAUCUGGACAUCUGGUGAAUGAACAUUUUAUUUUGAUAUAGUGGUAACUGUCCUACAUUUAUCGCCAGUAUGCAUAGCACCUUAAAGGGAUCAUUUGCUCACCCUCACACCAUUUAUACAGAAUUUAUUCCAUCCCUGUGCUGUUUCAGACAGCUUGUGGGCCAUAUUCAAAGUCAUCUAAAGCCGUAUGAUAGCUUUUUGAGGGGAACAAACCAAAACCUAAAUUCUCUCAUUUUUUCACAAAAAAAGAAAAUAAUUUUAGAUGAUAUGAGGGUGAGUAAAUGAUGACAGACUUUUUAUUUUUAGUAAACU